AUGAGUUUUGAUAUUUUCAUAAGUUUUAGAGGCAAAGAUACUCGUAACACGUUCACGGGGCAUUUGUACAAGGAGUUGGUUGAAUUAGGAAUAUCCACUUUUAUGGAUGAUAAGAAACUCUUGAUUGGAGACAGUCUUAGUGAAAAACUUAUUAGAGCAAUUGAAAAAUCAUGGUCUUUCAUCGUUGUUUUAUCAGAAAACUAUGCUUCUUCAAAGUGGUGCUUGAGAGAAUUGGUGAAGAUAAUCGAUUGUAUGGCUGUACAGAAGCAUCGAGUCAUUCCCGUAUUUUACCACGUUAAUCCUCGUGACGUUCGACAUCAAUUAGGAUGCUUCAAAAAAAGCUUCCGCAAACACGAAGAAAUUCUUCAAGAACUCAACAAUAUGGAAAGAGAUAAAUACAUGAAGGAGGUUCAACAAUGGCGGAGAGCUUUGACAAAAGUCGGUGAUCUCUCUGGAGUAGUUGUAACGAAAGAUAGCGUUGAAGUGGCUAGCAUUGGCAAAAUCACAAAGCAAUUGCUUGAUAUUUUGAAUCAUCAAAUGUUAGUAGCUUCAGACAAGGUGGAUAGGUUAGUUGAUAUGGAACGUCGGUUAUCCAAGAUGGAUGAGCUAAUUGAUUUGGAAUCGAAUGAUGUACGUUUUGUAGGGAUAACAGGGAUGGGUGGAAUUGGUAAAACAACCAUCGCUGAAGUUUUUUACGAUAAAGUUGCAAAUAAGUUUGGAAAAAAUCAUUGUUUUCUUCGCAUUUAUGAACGCACUUUAGUCUCACUUCAACAGCAACUUCUUUCCCAACUUCUUCGAACAAAGGACAUUGUGAUAAACAAUGAGAAUGAAGGAGCAAGAAUGAUUGAAAGUUAUUUGAAAGGUAAAAAGGUUUUUAUUGCUCUUGAUGGGGUGAAAGAAAUAAGUCAACUAGAAAUGUUAGUUGGAAGUCCCAUUUGGUUUGGUCAAGGGUCCAAAAUCAUCAUUACAACUAGAAACAGAGAUGUUCUUCGUCAACCUAAUUACAGAGAUAUAAUGGUAGAAUACAAUGUGGAGUUUCUUGAUUAUGAAAGUGCCAUGUCACUCUUUUGCAAACAUGCCUUUGGAUCUGAGUUUCCCAAUAGGAAUUUUGAGGAUUUGUCUAAGGAGAUUGUAGAAAGGGUUAAAGGACAUCCACAAGCUUUGAUACAAAUUGGAUUGUCUUUGUAUGAUAAAGGUAUAGAUAUAUGGAAGGAAGAAUUGAAGAGUCUUGAGAAAGAUUACAUGAAUAAACAUCUAUUCAAGACAUUAAAGAUAAGUUUUGAUGAUCUAGGAAAGACAAGCCAAGAAGUUUUUCUUGAUUUGGCAUGUUUCUUCAAUGGGAAGAAGAAAGAGAAAGUGAUUGAAAUACUUAAGAGUUUUGAUUAUAGACCUCAUAGCGAAUUAAAAUUAUUGGAAGAUAGAUGUCUUAUUGAAGUUAGACGUGACAACACAAUAUUUAUGCCUAAUUGCAUUCAAGCUAUGGGUCAAGAAAUUGAACGUGGAGCUGAUAAACGAAGUAGGAUUUGGCUUCCAAAAGACGCCAUUGAUGCAUUUGAUCAACGACAUAGAGUAAGGGACAUUAAAGGCAUAGUGUUGGAAAUGGAAGAGAAGCAAGAUGAAGUAGAGUUGGAGGGUAAGGUUUUUGAAGAUAUGACAUGUUUAAAAAUAUUGCAAAUUAGCAAUGUGAAGGUGAUUGGAGACUUCACACAUCUCUCAAAACAACUGCGAUUGCUCAAUUGGCAUAGUUAUCCCUCAGAAUGUUUGCCAUUACGUUUUGACUCGAGAUAUUUAUUUCAACUUCUCUUGCCUCUUAGUCAAACUAGGCAACUUUGGAAUGGACAAAAGGGAUUUGAGAAAUUGAAGCUUAUCAAUGUUAGUGAUUCAAAGAAUUUGCGAGAGACUCCUAAUUUUACAAAGGUUCCAAAUCUUGAAAGUUUGGUUCUAAGUAAUUGUACAAGAUUGUGGAAGAUUGAUUCUUCUAUUAGUCGUCUCAAUCGUUUGACAUUGUUGGAUCUAACAUGUUGUAUUAAUCUCAAAAGCCUUCCAUCAAUUCAAAGCUGCAAGAGCCUCACAACAUUAAAUUUGGCUGGCUCAGGUCUUGAGUGUCUCGAUCAAAAAGGUUUGGAGCACUUUCAAAACGUCUUCCAACUUUUUCAGGCAAAACGAAGGUCAACAAGAAUUCCUAGCAUGGAAAAUCUCCGAGAAUGACUUUUUUCUGUUUGUUGUGACAAAUUUUGAAGGUUUUCAAUGAUCGAAGAUGAUAUUACUUUGUUGAUUGGUUCGGGGUUAGAAGAUUGGUACCAAGUGUAUAGGGAUGACCUUGUGAAAACGAGGAUCUUAACCCGAGGAUAAAAGAGGUUUUUGAGUCUUUCAAGAUAUUGCGUGAUAUAGAAAGCACCGUACCCGAAAGGAUACAAAAAUAUCUGAAGGAGCAUGGUGACCCCAAGGAGUACGACAUUGAGGAACUAUUGUCUUUGACAAUUCAUCCUUCCGCUUUGAUUGGAGAGUAGAUUUUGAUUUUGAAACUUUGUAGAAGAUUUUGAUAUUGAAACUUUGUAGUAUUUUGUUGCAUUUUAUACUUAAGCUAAAGUUUUGCACCAUAUUUGGUUGGUUUGAGUAUUAAUAAGAGAAGUGGACAUAUGAGAAUAACAAAGAGAAAAUUUAUAUUGCA
Messenger RNA from Benincasa hispida (wax gourd), 2671 nucleotides. Its product is annotated as TMV resistance protein N-like. Gene Ontology annotation, biological process: signal transduction; defense response. Lineage: Eukaryota; Viridiplantae; Streptophyta; Magnoliopsida; Cucurbitales; Cucurbitaceae. The record is from RefSeq and is a predicted model, not a curated record. Gene Ontology annotation, molecular function: ADP binding.